Aspergillus puulaauensis is the source of this 636-nucleotide messenger RNA. Its product is annotated as GNAT family N-acetyltransferase. Lineage: Eukaryota; Fungi; Ascomycota; Eurotiomycetes; Eurotiales; Aspergillaceae. The coding region runs from base 1 to 636 and encodes 211 amino acids. The transcript is spliced from 2 exons. Gene Ontology annotation, molecular function: acyltransferase activity, transferring groups other than amino-acyl groups. The record is from RefSeq and is a predicted model, not a curated record.
AUGACAGAAGAAUACCCCCAGACCUCACUCCCCUUUCCCAAACAAGAGACGGCGGUCAUCCUCCCAGAGCCUUCAGAAUUCAAAGAACUCCACACGCAGCGUCUCGUUCUGCGACUCUUCCGGCCCGACAACGACGAAGAUGCAGCACAGCUCUUCCGUACUCGAGGUCGACAGGAUGUUAUGGAUUGGCUGAGAUCGAAAGUCCCGGACAGCAGCCCAAGUGACACCAAAAAAUGGAUGCAUAAGAAGGUCUUCCAAACGCCAGACGGCUCGGGCGCUGUCGGGAAUCGGCAUUUCUAUUUCCUGGUUUUCAGGAAAGACAGUCUAGAUCCGACCCUCAGAGAAGAGAGCAUUGGUGCUGUUGGUAUUGGCUCAAUAGAUCCUGCGCCCGCACUGGGAUACAUGUUUCAUCCUGACGCCUGGGGGAAAGGGUAUGCAACGGAGGCUGCGCGGGCUGUAGUCGAGGCGUGGUGGGAGUUGCCUCGUGCCUGGGAUCUCAGUGAGAGGCUCUUUUCAGCGGUCAAGUGUGCGAAUUUGGGGAGCUUGAGAGUCCUUGAGAAGGUGGGAUUUGAGGUGUACGAGUAUGGACGUGUCUCGGAGAAACUGGCUUUUAUGUCUAUGGGAAGACCUCAGUGA